This is a messenger RNA of Xylona heveae TC161, 517 nucleotides long. RefSeq lists its product as hypothetical. The transcript is spliced from 2 exons. The record is from RefSeq and is a predicted model, not a curated record. Bases 327 to 500 code for a protein of 57 amino acids. NCBI's taxonomy places the organism in Eukaryota, Fungi, Ascomycota, Xylonomycetes, Xylonales, Xylonaceae.
GGCCUGAUUAGUUUGCUCCGAUCCAUCUCGAUGACUUAUUUGCUUCUAUCGUCUUCUCUUCUUUUGUUCUUGAGCAUAUGCAGAUCAGCAGCGACCUUGAAAGCCAUCUAUUGCCCUUCUAUUUGCAUAUCUGCAUACCUGCAUAUCUGCAUAUCUGCUCUUCUAUCAUCUUUCUUCUCAUCACUGUAGUUUCCUAAAUAUUUUGAAUCCAUUUAGAAUGGACGUGGAAAAUCAGUAGACUGUUUCACGAAUGAACAACAAAUAGUCCAAUUAUCACUUCUGGGACUUGGAAAUUCUAUCACUGUGCAAGCUGGGAACUGCUCAAUAUGGCUAUUUUUGAGAAACAUCUCCAGGAGAAUCUUGAGUCUUGUCGCCAACGCAGGUUGAGUCGGUGUAUCGUCGGUAUAUUGUUGGCUAUCGGUCACUGCCCAUUGACCGCCUUACAAAUAUCUCCAUUAUCUGUCACCGUAUCAUGUUUUAUCAGAGUCAGCUUGGGUUGAUAAAGUGGCCAAGACCC